Molecule: messenger RNA, 1082 nt
Organism: Momordica charantia (bitter melon)
Lineage: Eukaryota; Viridiplantae; Streptophyta; Magnoliopsida; Cucurbitales; Cucurbitaceae
Product: oleosin Cor a 12-like
Biological process (GO): seed oilbody biogenesis; lipid storage; response to freezing
Cellular component (GO): monolayer-surrounded lipid storage body; membrane
Source: RefSeq, a predicted model, not a curated record
CCACACUUGUUGUACAUUUAUAUUCCUAGCUGAUUCCGGUGACUUACAAAAACCAAAUAGGUUACCUAAUAACCCUUUGUCACUUUCCUCUAGCAACUAAAAUUUAAAACAUACCUAUCAAAACGACUGACAAUUUUUCUGCAUCAGAAACAAGCAGCCAAUUCUGUACCAAGACAUAACAGUUCUAUCUAGAUUUCAUUUAUCAUAAUCUUCUUAAAAAAAAUUCAUUAUUUAUGUUUCCAAAUGAAACUUGUUUCCCAUGCAGAGCCCCUACUCACCAUUCUCACUUCUACGUGUCACCAUUUUGCCAAUUCCCCCUCGCUUUAUAAACACCAUCCAACUUUUCUCUUACUUCAAACUUCUUCAUUUCUUUUCCUUCCACCCAAGCAAUGGCUGAUCGUCCACAACCACACCAGAUCCAAGUCCAUCCCCACCACCGCUACGACGGCGGCGCCAAGGGAGGAGGCCCUUCAGCCUCCACAGUCCUCGCCGUCGUCACCCUUGUGCCUCUCGGCGGCUUGCUGCUAGGACUCGCCGGUUUGACGCUGGCGGUCACGCUCUUCGGCCUGGUGGUCUCCACUCCGGUAUUCAUCAUCUUCAGCCCCGUUAUAGUGCCAGCAAUCUUAACCAUUGGUCUGGCUGUCCUUGCCUUCUUGACCUCUGGGGCAUUUGGGCUCACGGCUGUCUCUUCGCUCACAUGGGCCUACGACUACCUACGCGAGGUCACCGGGUUCAUGCCGGAUCAGAUUGACCAAGCUAAGAGGCGCAUGCAGGAUAUGGCUGGUUCUGUGGGGCAGAAGACAAAGGAGCUGGGACAGGAAAUUCAAAGCAGGUCCCGAGAACAAGGGAGGAGGACGUGAAUGGAGGAAGGCGAGGGAAAUGGCAGGGUUCUGUCUUUGAAUCCUGUAGUCAUGUCAAUGUCGGAAUCAUAGGUUUCGAGUGUUUCUUUGAGUAAUCCUAGGAUAGUUCGCUUCUGAGCUAUUUCAAGAAUGCGGGCUUUAGUUUGCAGUUCUACUACUUCCAGUGUAAAGCUUCUCCCUCUGUUCUUACUUCUUACACAUGCAUUGGUCAUUUGAACCUCA